ACUACAAAGUGAGGUUAUGUUAUGAGCUCUGUUUGAUAUCGUGAAAUUUUUGAGUUUUCUGAAUUAAUUGGUGCCAUUUGUGGAAUCCAAGCAAUGCCUAAAAGUCCUGAAAAGCCGGUCCAAAAAUGGCACCACCCGUCCGAAGUCAUGAAAUUACACAAACUGAAAAUGAAGAAGAAAGCUCUUCAGGCGCGAAUUGCGGGGGGCAUUCUAAAGACAUCGCUUUCGGAUUCUAAGGAUAACAAAAAUGCAGCUUUGGAAGACAUCAUUUCGGCUAAAAAACGCAAAAACCCUUUUGCGAAAACCGAUGAAAGCAAAAAAUUCAAACUGGACGUUCCUUCAAUUUUUGAUGAAUCAACUGAUCAAACGUUAUUCAAGCUCUUGCAUCAAACUACACCAAGUACUACUUGCACCAGCGUUCCUUUGACUUCAUUUGAGAAUAUUUUAAGGAAAGAAAACGAGGCCGAAGUGGUGGUUGUGAAAGCACAAGGAGAGAAUGACAUUCCCAUUGACUGGACUUUGAAAACUAAGAUUCGUUUAUGGUCAGAACAGCAGUUUUCCUGGAGCCAGAAACUGAAAAUAAGUGAAGAAGCAUCAGGAACAACAGGAUUUGUUAGAUGUUUGGAUCAAAACACUGGCACAAACUUAGAUAUCUCUCCAAACUCAAAGUUUCAUCAGUGUUGUCUUUAUUGGCAACAGCCGUCUCUUCCAUGGCUCACACUCUUUCCGCGAUCUUCUGGAAAAGUUUCAGAGUCCGACUCUAGCAUUGUUACAAACGUUGCAAUGAAAAAUGCCUUACAAGAAGCUUGGAAAGACAGUUUAAAGUCCUUAUUUCAGUUAAUUAGAACAAAACAGUGUCCGUACUUUUAUGUGUGUUCUAAUAGCUUUACAGUGUUAUUUCGGGCAGCAGGUAUUAGCGGAAUUAGCGAUAUACAUGCGUUAAUUACCCCCACAACUCGGGGAUUCCGCCAGAUGCUAAAACAGGAAGAUAUUGAAUUUCGAAUGCCACUGAAAAAGAAACGAACCUCAGAUCAGGGAUACGAAACCUGGGAUUCUACCACGGGGGAAUUAGAAGUAGCCCCUGAUGAUGAGGAAUCACCAGACGAACAAUGGUUGCAAAGUAUGGGAAUUAACGCUGAUGAUAUCAAACAAAUCAAUUACACACAAGCAAAGAUCGUACAUAAAGCUGAAUGUGAAGUGGACAACAGUGAACAGAGUCUAGUCUUAAUUGAAGGAGUGGAAGUUCACGCUCUUUAUAAUUUUUUAAUUAAUUGUAAAAGUGCUACAAGUUUAACAGGACCUCUGGCGGGGAUUCCUCCGACACUUCUGGCACCAGUUGCGUUCAAUGGGGCAACACUAAAAGCCCUGAAAGUCAGGGAGAGUAAAGUGCAUGUUGACAAUUCUUAUUAUCAUUCAUUGGAAAUAUCAGGACCAAUUUUGCCAAGCACAAUUCAUAAUUUAUUUUCAAUUAAUCAAGCCGAACACAGUAUGAGCGCCACAUUCGUUAAUAUGGCGUCCACACUGCCGUUUAGCAAAGUUUUAAAAAGUAACGAAGAUAAAGACCCUAAAAGAAAUUCUAUUUUUGAUAAGGAAAAUUUAUCUGAUUGUGGCUUAAGUAAAAAGAUUCUUCAACAAUUUUGCAAAACAGACGUUUGCGUUACAAACAUUGAAUGUCUGAAGUACAGUGGUGACAACAAGACUUACACUUGGACCUAACUUAUUGUAAUUUUAACUUUUUAACUUAUUGAAUAAAAUAUACUUGAA
Messenger RNA from Tribolium madens (black flour beetle), 1764 nucleotides. Its product is annotated as protein downstream neighbor of son homolog. Lineage: Eukaryota; Metazoa; Arthropoda; Insecta; Coleoptera; Tenebrionidae. Gene Ontology annotation, cellular component: nucleus. Gene Ontology annotation, biological process: nuclear DNA replication. The transcript has 2 exons. The record is from RefSeq and is a predicted model, not a curated record. Bases 94 to 1716 code for a protein of 540 amino acids.